Aspergillus puulaauensis is the source of this 1599-nucleotide messenger RNA. RefSeq lists its product as uncharacterized. The record is from RefSeq and is a predicted model, not a curated record. The coding region runs from base 1 to 1599 and encodes 532 amino acids. NCBI's taxonomy places the organism in Eukaryota, Fungi, Ascomycota, Eurotiomycetes, Eurotiales, Aspergillaceae. The transcript is spliced from 7 exons.
AUGGUUCAGCUUCAAUACUCUUUGCUGGCCUUUGCCUGCAUAUCCCAACUUGUAUGGGCCUUCCCCAAGCCAGAUGAAGGUUCUACAAUUCAACAGCGCGGAGGAGGCCCUAAUGACCAAUUUGUUUUCGCAAUCUGUCCACGGAACCCCAAAAAAUGCUCCCAAUGCGGAGGCGACUCCAAGAAGAAAGGCUUCUGUGACAUCGAGAUUGCCACCGGAUACCGGUCUGACUAUAACAACUGUAUGAAAUGGCACGGCAAAGGAGAAGGGUGCGGGUUGGUCUGCGAAUGUAUCUCGGAGGAGACAGGCAAGCCAGGCACCGGGGUGCCACCUAUUAUUCCAUUCCCACCUAUCCCAGUAGGAUUUGCACCACCCCCCGCUGCAGUACCCAACCCGAAGACGGAGGAUACGUGCGGCAAUGACUACACCAAGACUAGUUGCAAAGACUGUGAGCCACUAGAUGGCUGGUGUACCAAAGGUGAACACGCCGGGUGUCCUUGUAGAGAGGAAUGCCCUGCCGAUGACGACGACAAGAAGCCUACUUGCUCAGCGGACGACUGCAAGGGGGAGAAGGGCUCUUGUACCAUUGGCCACCACAAGGGCUGUGAAUGCAAAUCGGAAUGCCCUAACCCAGACAAGAAGAUCCUUGUUUGCAGCGAUGAUAUUUGCAAAUCAGAGAAAGAGAACAAGUGCACUACGGAUGAAUAUAACGGCUGUGAAUGUUACCACCUCACAAAGGAUUACUAUACCCGGAGGUCCAAGGCCCAGGUCCAAAACGAUAGCAAAGCCAUCGCCAAGUUGGUCGAGAGCAUGAAGAAGUUCUACGACGAGCAGGGCGAGGAGGACGACGAGCCCAAGGACCCAGAGGUUACUUGCGCGAGCAAGGACUAUAGCAAAGCCAUUGACGUCGACGCCUCGUUCCUCAAUAAGCUUGCUGACAAGUUCUGCAGUGGGGCCACGGACAAAAAGCGAAGCCAGGACCUGACAGCUAAAGACGUCUCGUCUGAUGCAUAUGAGGGCUACAAGGUCCACUUUGAACUCGACCCCGGCGAUAACUGCAAGACGGACUGUAAGGCUGCUUUCAAGUCUAUGAGUGGCAAGUGCCAAGGUAUCGACAGUCACUCCCUCCAGAAAUCAGCCAGUUCCAAAGUCCCCGACUGCGGCGCCAGCUUCAGCUACAAGAUCUCUGCGCCCGAGACAGACCCUGAUACGUUUACCCAGAAGGGGGAGCAGGACCGAGUAUGCCAUGACGCAGACGCGUUCGGGUCGCAUGGAGACGUCCGCCCACCCGAUAUUAGCACAGCAUCUACGGCGUGUUUAGGUGUCGAAGAUGACGAGGGUCGAUUCACAGCCGAGUCAGAGCCAGUUACACACGAAUCGACAUAUGCCGGCACCCAGCUGGCCUUCACCAUGUCGUGGGUUGACAACUGUAAGGGAGACAGCUUUGAUGUGCGGUACCCUACUGCGAAGAGUAACAAACUCGGUGAUUCAUGUUGGAAGUACAUGUUCGAUAAUUGGAGACAAUGCAAUAAUGGGGGUGCUGGUGGGUACAUCGACUAUGGCUGUGUGAGAUAUGACUUUAGGCCUUCGUUUGACUAG